AUGAAACGAUCCAGGGGGUCAUCGAACGAGGAGGAGAACGACAGCAGUGAGGAGAGGAAGAAGAAGAAGAAGAAAAAGAAGAAAAAGAAGAAAGCGUACAGCGACAGCGAUGAAUCCGAUGGUAGCCGGAAAAAGCGGAAGAAAAAGGGCAAGAAAUCCAAGAGUAAAGACAAGAAGAAAAAGAAGGAAGAGGAGAAUUUUGCACAGAUAUAUGAACAAGAGCUUCGAGAUUAUCGCUCGGAAGAUUCCCAUGAAACUGAAGAUGAAUACAACAAGAAAAAAGUCUAUGAAGUCGUGACGGUGACAGGAGAUGUCCGAGGAGCAGGAACAGACGCCAAGAUCUUCGUUACUCUCUUUGGAGAAUUUGGCAUCACCCCAAAAGCCCACCUGACUAGCAAGAGCGAGAGUGCUUUUGAGAGGAGCAAAACAGAUGUUUUUCGAGUGAGAACCAACAAUGUCGGAAUAAUAAAGAAAAUAAGAAUUGAGCACGACAACACGAGUAUGAACCCCAGCUGGUUCCUGGAUCGUGUAAUAGUGACCGACAUGAAUAGGCCACACCUCCGUUUUUAUUUCCCGUGCAACAAUUGGCUCAGCAAGGAUGACGGCGAUGGGCUGAACGUGAGAGAUCUACUUGGCACCCUUAAUCCUAUGGACGUUCCUAAAGGAAAUAAAUAUAUUGUGAGAGUCUUCACAGGUGAUGUAAACGGCAGUGGAACAGAUGCCGAUGUAUUCAUUAACAUCUUUGGCCAGAAUGGAGACACAGGAGAGAGGAAGCUGGACAAUGACAACGACAAUUUCGAGAGGGCACAAGAAGACAAGUUCACCCUGGAUGCUCCUAAUAUGGGACGGCUCAGGAAGAUUAACAUUGGCCACAAUAACAAGGGAGGCUCUGCGGGCUGGUUCCUGGACAAGGUCCUCAUUGAAGACAUUGGCAACAAAGCCGUUUAUGAGUUCCCAUGCUGCCGUUGGUUUGCCCUGGACGAAGAUGAUGGCAAAAUUCAACGGGAUAUCCUGGUGGGAGGAGCGGAAGCUACCGGUAUGGUUUAUAAUGUUGCCGUUAUGACUGGGGACAUCAGAGGUGCCGGGACUAACUCCAAGAUCCACAUCGUCAUGCACGGCUCCAAAGGAUUAAAAAACAGUGGGAAGGUUUUCCUGGAGGGAGGCGAGUUUGAACGUGCCCGGACGGACCUCUUUAACAUCGAGAUUGCUGCUCUGCUCAGUCCCUUGAGCCGUGUCUCAAUUGGGCAUGAUAACUGUGGUGUCAGCUCUGGCUGGUAUUGUGAGAAGGUGGUGGUGUAUUGCCCGUUUACUGGCAUUGAGCAGACGUUCCCUUGCGGGAAGUGGCUGGAUGAAGACGAAGGCGAUGGGCUGGUGGAACGGGAACUCUACGAAAUGCUCUCAAUGCGCCAGAAGAGAUUGAAAAAAAACCCUUGGUCGCUGUGGAUUUGGACAAGUGACAUGAGAGGCGCAGGGACAGAUGCUCCCAUCUUCCUCCAGGUUUAUGGCGACAAAGGAAAGUCCGACGAAAUGAAGCUAGACAAUAAUUCUGAUAACUUUGAAGCUGGACAAACUGACAAGUUCAUGAUUGAGCUUCCAGAUCUGGGAACCUUUUACAAGAUCCGAAUAUGGCAUGAGAAGCGGACCCCGUUUUCCGGCUGGCAUCUGCAAAAGGUGACCCUCUUGAAAACGCUGACAAAAGACAAGUACACCUUCAAGUGCAAUCGCUGGCUGGAUAUCAAUGAAGACGACAAGGAGAUUGUGAGGGAGCUCCCCUCCGAAGGCCCACUCGUGACUGAAGUCAUGCCAGUGAUAAAGUACCGGGUGACUGUGCAGACCGGGUCAGUGAGUGGAAGCGGGACAGAUGCCAAAGUCUUCACUUGUCUCAUUGGGGAACAAGGAGACACCGGGGACCGGCUCCUCCACAACAGCGUGAACACUACCAAUAAAUUUGAGAAGGGCAGUAUUGACGAGUUCAUCAUUGAAGCGGUCAACCUGAAGCAGGUGAGAAGGGUGAGGAUAGGGCAUGACGGCAGAGGAGGAAGCAGUGGCUGGUACCUUGCCAAAGUGAUAGUGAGGCAAGAUGGACAGAAAGAGAAUGACGCUGUGGAAUUUCCCUGCUACAGAUGGCUUGACAAAAACGAGGACGACGGCCUGAUUAUUCGGGAGUUAGUGCCGGAGGGGAGAUCGUAUAUUCUGGAAAAUGUCAGUUAUCACAUCAGCAUAAAGACUGGAGAUGUCCCUGGGGCCAGCUCGGAUUCAAAAGUGUUGAUCAAGCUAUACGGAGAAAAAGGAGACACCAAAAAAGAGUUUCUUUUGGUUUCCGAUAACGACUUAGAAGAUUACUUUGAACGUGGCCGGAUUGAUAUCUUUACUCUGGAUACAAGGGAUAUUGGAAAGAUCAAACGGCUCCUGAUCGGGCAUGACAACGUCGGGCUACAGGCUGGCUGGCAUCUUGGCAGCGUUCAGGUUACCGUUCCUGUCCAUGGCUUGCAGUACAACUUCCCUUGCAACCGGUGGCUUGACAAAAAUGAAGCUGAUGGGAAGGUGGAGAUAGAAGUCUACCCGAGCGAGAUUGUGCCUAUUGAGAGAUUGAUAAAUUAUGAGGUGGGUGUAGCUACCGGCGAUGUGCGCAACGCUGGCACCAAUGCCAACGUCUUCAUGCAGAUGUACGGGGAGCUUGGGAAGACAGAGGUGCUGAUUCUGAAGAACAGAUCGAACAACUAUGAGAGAGGAGCAAAAGAAAUUUUCAAGAUAGAGGCAGCAGACGUUGGCAAAAUCUACAAGAUCAGGAUUGGCCAUGAUGGGAGUGGCAUCGGGGAUGGAUGGUACUUGGAAACGGAAGAGGAAGAGGAGCUGCCCACGAUGGAAGGCACCAUUGAGGACUAUCAAUUUGCAGCCCACCGUUGGCUGGCCAGCGAUGAAGAGGACAAGGAAAUAGUGGUGGAACUGAUGCCGGAGGAGGGUUCAGAAUUGAAGGCAAAGUCUUAUGAGGUCCAUGUCAUCACUGGGUCAGUGACGGGUGCUGGGACAGAUGCAAAUGUCUAUGUGGCCAUCUAUGGAGAAAGGGGUGACUCCGGCGAGCGUCAUCUGAAGCGUUCAGACCACAUGAACAAGUUUGAGAAGGAACAGGAGGAUAUAUUCACCGUCAAAGCUGUUGACCUGGGAGACCUAAAGAAGUUACGUAUCCGACAUGACAACUCUGGAAGCAAUCCAGCUUGGUUCCUGGAGAGGGUAGAGAUUAUUGACAGCAACGAGGAAACCACAUAUUAUUUCCCAUGUCAGAGGUGGUUGGCAGUGGAAGAGGAUGAUGGGCAGAUUGCUCGAGAACUGGUGCCGGUGGCUGAAGCAUUUGUGAAGAAGGAUCCAGACAGUUCCAGUUCUGCUGCAACACUGGGCCUGGAGCAGAAAGCUCAAUCCACUACGUUCACCGUGACAGUGAAAACGGGGGACAAGAAGCACGCAGGGACGGAUGCCAAUGUCUUCAUUGUGCUUUAUGGAACCAAAGAUGAUACAGGAACCAUCUACCUGAAGGCCUCCAAGAUGAACAAGAACAAAUUUGAACGAGGCAAAACCGACAUAUUCACGGUGGAAUGCGUGGACCUUGGAGACCUGAAGAAAAUAAAGAUCGGCCAUGACAACUCAGGUAAAGCUUCAGGUUGGUUUCUCGAGUGGGUAGAAGUGGACGGUCAUUGCCUGGGACAGUGCCUGGUUUUCCCGUGUGGCCGUUGGCUGGAUAAAUCAGAAGAUGAUGGUUCUAUUGAACGGGUCCUCUUUCCUGCAGAACUUCAGACAAGGAUGUAUGUCCCAUUCGUUCCCUAUGAGGUUACUGUUUACACGAGUGAUGUUUUUGGAGCUGGCACUGACGCAGACGUUUUUAUUGUCCUGUAUGGAGCUGACGGGGUUUGCACUCGACAGAAAUCCUUGUGCCUCAAUAAGAGGGAGCGAAGGAUGUACUUUGAGAGGAACUCUGUGAACCAGUUCAUCAUUGAGUUGGAGGACAUUGGAGACAUCACUGAAAAGAUUCGCAUUGGGCAUGAUGGUGCGGGGAUCAAUUCUGGGUGGCAUCUGAAUAAAGUGGAGGUGCGCAGGCUUCUACCAAAUGGAAAGGGUUCUGAAAAAACCACCUUUCCAUGUGACAGAUGGUUAGCAAAAUCUGAAGAGGACGGCGAGAUCAUGAGGGAACUGGUCCCAUCCCGAAUCUUUACCGAGAAACUCCUGAAAGAUGGGACACUGAAGCAGAUUGAUGAAGAAAUUGAAGAUGCUCUGGAAAACUGUACGUACAGUAUUACUGUUUACACUGGAGAUGUUUUUGGUGCUGGAACGGAUGCCAAUGUGUUCUUGACCAUAUAUGGAGACCUGGGGGAUACAGGGGAGAGAAAACUGAGCAAGUCCGAAACAAACAUGAACAAGUUUGAAAGAGGACAGGAAGACGACUUCACGAUACAGGCGGUGGACCUCGGUACAAUCUACAAAAUCUUGAUUCGCCACGACAACAGCAUGCCAAGGCCUGACUGGUAUCUGGACAAAAUAGAGAUCCUGAAUGAGGACACGGAAGACUUCUACCUGUUCAUGUGUGAGCGCUGGCUGUCCAAGAAGAAGGAGGACAACAAGAUUGAACGGAUCCUGUAUGAAAAAAAUUACGAUCGUAAUCAGAAAAGCAUCGGUGGCUCCUCUUUGAGCAAGGACAACAAUGCAAACGUGAAAGACCAGAAAGCUGAUGGCUCCGAUGAAACUCCUCCAGAAGGAACAUUAAUUCCUUACCAUGUUGUCAUCACCACCGGUAGUGAGCUGGGCUCGGACACCGACAGCAGAGUUUACAUCAUCAUAAUGGGCCCUGGGAAGCUUCGGACCCACCGCCUAUGGCUGGAUCUCCCAGACGGCCAGACUGAAUUUGCAGAUGCUUCAGUGGAGAAGUUCUCUGUUAUGGGGCUGGAUGUGGAAGAAGUCAAGAAAGUGGAGGUGGGCCAUGACGGGGCGACACCAGAAAGCUCCUGGCUGCUGGAUGAGAUCUCGAUCAUUGUGCCCACCAAAGGCGUCAUGUACACCUUUGUCUGUAAAUGCUGGCUGGCCAGGGAUAUGGGAGACGGACUUACUUCACGGGUCUACAACAUCCUGGAUGCCGAUUGUGUGUUCAUUGGUCUGAAGAUUCUCUACGAAGUGACCGUGGUGACGGGAGAUCUCCCAGGAGCCGGAACGGAUGCCAAUAUUUACAUCAUGCUCUUUGGAUGCAACGGGUGUACUGAAGAGAUGCAGCUGGAAAAAAAUGGAGAUAGAUUUGAAGUUGGCCAAACGGAUAUUUUCAUCAUGGAGAUUCCGGACAUUGCACCUCUGAGGAAGAUGAGGAUACGGACUGAUGGGGAAGGAUGUCGACCCGAUUGGUUUCUAGAACAGAUCGUCAUGAAAAACCUGACGACCCAAGAGGUAACCACGUUUACGUACAACGAAUGGCUGUCCACGGAACUGGGUGAGAACUGUACUUUGGAAUGGGAGAUGCCGGCGGUAAUUAACGAUGAGCAGAUGAUGCAGUUCACCACGUACACCGUUCAGGUGAAAACCACCGACACAAAAGGUGCUGGAACGGAUGCCAACGUGUACAUAAUUAUCUUUGGGGAGAGUGGAGACACAGGGACGGUGGCUCUAAAGGAGUCCAAUCGGUCCAACAAGUUUGAGAGAGACCAGAUGGAUGUUUUCUAUUUCUCAAAUAUCCUCAGUCUCGGAGACCUCUGCAAGGUGCGCGUCUGGCAUGACAAUAAAGGAUUCGGGCCUGGCUGGCACCUGGAAUACAUCGAGGUGGAAGAUUCCCUCAUGGACAAGUCAUUCCGUUUCCAGUGUGACCGCUGGCUGGCUAAGGACGAAGAUGAUGGGCAGAUCAUCCGAGAGCUGGCUUGUGCCAACAAUGACAUCCUGGAACUGAAGGAACGCACCACUUACGAGGUCUUGACGAUUACUUGCGAUUUGGAGGAUGCUGAAACAAAGGAGAACGUCUGGAUUAUUCUUGAGGGCAAGAAGGGACGUUCCAAAGAGUUCCUGCUGGAGAACUCAUCCAAAAAAAGGAGAUUUCUAAGAGGAGCAAAAGAUGAAUUCCAGUUUUCUUCAAAAAAUGUCAGCGAUAUUGCAGCCAUCUGUGUUGGUCACUGCCCCAAAGAUGGAAAGAAAUCAAAAUCGAGCACCAAGCCAGAGGUCUAUUGGCAUGUCAAAGAGAUUGUCGUUACAGAGACAGAACUUUGCAACCAGUAUUUCUUCAGGUGCAAUGCAAAAAUCCCACUCCGCAGCAAGAGGGGUGACUGCAAAGUCUUUGAGUGCGCCAAGGUGAUCGAGAGCUUUGCCAGCAAAGCGCGGAGUAUGGUGCCAGUCAAAUACGAAGUCAUUGUGGUAACAGGGUUUGAGAAGGGAGCCGGUACGGACGCCAAUGUCUUCAUCACCAUCUUUGGAGCAAACGGGGACUCGGGCAAGCGUUCUCUGAAGCAGAAGCACCGCAACCUCUUUGAGCGAGGGAAAGAUAACCGGUUCUACCUGGAAAUCCUCGAACUUGGGGAGCUGAAAAAAGUCCGGAUUGAGCAUGACAAUACUGGCAUAUCAUCUGGGUGGCUGGUGGAACGGGUUGAGAUCACAAACUCGGCUACCGGCGUGACCACAAACUUCCCCUGUGGGAAGUGGCUGGAUGAGAACAGAGGAGAUGGGUUAAUGUGGAGAGAGGUGUUCCCACGGAAUUAG
Eublepharis macularius is the source of this 6714-nucleotide messenger RNA. RefSeq names its product lipoxygenase homology PLAT domains 1 (gene LOXHD1). Gene Ontology annotation, molecular function: protein binding. The record is from RefSeq and is a predicted model, not a curated record. The transcript has 42 exons. Bases 1 to 6714 code for a protein of 2237 amino acids. NCBI's taxonomy places the organism in Eukaryota, Metazoa, Chordata, Lepidosauria, Squamata, Eublepharidae.